This is a messenger RNA of Entamoeba dispar SAW760, 653 nucleotides long. RefSeq lists its product as uncharacterized. The annotation marks the transcript as partial. NCBI's taxonomy places the organism in Eukaryota, Evosea, Mastigamoebida, Endamoebidae. Gene Ontology annotation, molecular function: linear primary-alkylsulfatase activity. The transcript has a single exon. The record is from RefSeq and is a predicted model, not a curated record. Gene Ontology annotation, biological process: dodecyl sulfate metabolic process.
AACUCUUCAUUCAUUCAGAAAAUGGCUUCUAGAUUUACAAUAGAAACAAACAAAAGAUUUCUUCAAGAAUAUGACAUUUCUAAAGAUGAUGAGUAUUUAGAUGCUUUACGAGGAUACUAUGCAGAUUUAAAUGGUGUAAAAAACCAAAUGAAAUUUGAAGACAUUGUUAAAUCAAGAAAAAGUAUUGCCGAAAUUAAUAGAGAAUGUCCAGAUACAGUUAAUCCUUCAUUCUGGAAGAAGUCAUUUAUAGACAAACUAGAGGGUGUUUAUGAAGUUAUUCCAAACAAAUUAUACCAAGUAAGAGCAGAAUCUCUUGAUAUUGCAAAUUUGACUGUUUUAAGAGGACAGAGUGGAUGGAUUAUUAUAGAUUGUAUGUCAACUAUAGCCUCUUCAAGUAAAGCAUUUGGACUAAUAAAAUCUACCGUAGAAGACCUUCCUGUAUCUGCUGUUGUUAUAACUCAUUCACAUUUUGACCACUUUGGAGGAUAUGAUGCAGUAGCAACACAUAACACUCCUUUGUAUAUCCCAGAAACUUUUUAUGAAUCACUAUUUGAUGAAAGUAUAUUUGCUGGAAGUGCUAUGUCAAGAAGAGCAGAAUAUAUGUAUGGAACUCGCCUUAAUGAAUCAAAGACAAAGUCAAGUGGAAAUGGGUU